Messenger RNA from Fukomys damarensis (Damara mole-rat), 3774 nucleotides. RefSeq names its product ATP binding cassette subfamily B member 5 (gene Abcb5). The coding region runs from base 1 to 3774 and encodes 1257 amino acids. Gene Ontology annotation, cellular component: membrane. NCBI's taxonomy places the organism in Eukaryota, Metazoa, Chordata, Mammalia, Rodentia, Bathyergidae. Gene Ontology annotation, biological process: transmembrane transport. Gene Ontology annotation, molecular function: ATP binding; ATP hydrolysis activity; ABC-type transporter activity. The transcript has 27 exons. The record is from RefSeq and is a predicted model, not a curated record.
AUGGCAAAUCCUGAAAGAACUGAAAGGAUGCAAGAUUAUCAGAGAAAUAAAACACUACAAGAACAAUUACCUAAAGCAGCAAAGCAAGCUGUUGGAUCUAUUGAGAUAUUCCGUUUUGCUGAUGGAGUGGACAUCACACUCAUGAUCCUAGGGAUACUGGCAUCAUUGGUAAAUGGAGCUUGCCUCCCUCUAAUGUCCCUGGUUUUAGGAGAAAUAAGUGAUCACCUAACUAGUGGAUGUCUAGUCCAAACCAACAAAACAAAUUAUCAAAACUGUACACAGUCUGAAGAGAAGCGGAAUAAAGAUAUGAUUAUGUUGACCCUGUAUUGUGUUGGAAUAGGACUUACUGCCUUGAUUUUUGGCUACAUACAGAUUUCCUUUUGGGUUAUGACUGCAGCACGGCAAACCAAGAGAAUUCGGAAACAGUUUUUUCAUUCAAUUUUAGCACAGGACAUCAGCUGGUUUGAUGGUUAUGACAUCGGUGAACUUAACACUCGCAUGACUGAUGACAUCAAUAAAAUCAGUGAGGGAAUAGGAGACAAGAUGGCUCUGUUGUUUCAAAAUAUUUCUACUUUUUCUAUUGGGCUGACAAUUGGCUUCAUAAAGGGCUGGAAACUCACCCUGGUAACUCUGUCCACAUCUCCCCUUAUAAUGGCUUCAGCAGCAAUGUGUUCUAGGAUGGUCAUCUCACUAACCUGUAAGGAGCUGAGUGCCUAUUCCAAAGCUGGGGCUGUAGCAGAGGAAGUCUUGUCAUCAAUCCGAACAGUCAUAGCCUUUGGAGCCCAGGAGAAAGAAAUUCAAAGGUAUACACAGAACCUAAAAGAUGCAAAGAAUGUUGGCAUAAAGAAGGCUAUCGCUUCAAAAGUGUUUCUCGGUGCUGUGUACUUUUUUAUGAAUGGAACCUAUGGACUUGCUUUUUGGUAUGGAACCUCCUUGAUUCUUAGUGGAGAACCUGGUUAUACCAUUGGAACUGUUCUUGCUGUUUUCUUUAGUGUGAUCCAUAGUAGCUAUUGCAUUGGAGCAGCUGCCCCCCACUUUGAGACCUUCAGUGUUGCCCGAGGAGCUGCCUUUAAUAUUUUCCAGGUUAUUGAUAAGAAACCUAGAAUAGACAACUUUUCAACAAGUGGAUAUAAACCUGAAUGCAUAGAAGGAACUGUGGAAUUUAAAAAUGUUUCUUUCAGUUAUCCAUCACGCGCAUCUCUCAGGAUUCUGAAAAGACUGAAUCUCAAAAUUAAGUCUGGAGAGACAGUAGCCUUUGUUGGCCCCAGCGGCAGUGGGAAGAGUACUGCAGUCGAGCUUCUGCAAAGAUUCUAUGAUCCCGAUGAUGGCUUUAUCACCCUGGACGGAAAUGACAUCAGAGCCCUGAAUGUGCGGCAUUAUCGAGAACAUAUCGGGGUAGUCUGCCAAGAGCCCGUUUUGUUUGGGACCACCAUCAGCAACAAUAUUAAGUACGGACGAGAUGAUGUGACUGAUGAAGAGAUUGAGAAGGCAGCAAAAGAAGCAAAUGCUUAUGACUUUAUAAUGAAGUUUCCCCAUAAGUUUAAUACUUUGGUGGGAGAAAAAGGAGCUCAAAUGAGUGGAGGGCAGAAACAGAGAAUCGCAAUCGCUCGAGCUUUAGUUCGAAACCCCAAAAUUCUGAUCUUAGAUGAGGCUACAUCUGCGCUAGAUACAGAAAGCGAAUCAGUUGUUCAAGCUGCACUGGAGAAGGCAAGCAAAGGUCGGACUACAAUUGUGGUAGCUCACCGAUUUUCCACUAUUCGAAAUGCAGAUGUGAUUGUGACUAUAAAGGAUGGGAUGGUGGCGGAAAAAGGAACACAUGCUGAACUAAUGGAAAAACAAGGUGUAUAUUAUUCACUUGCAAUGUCACAGGAUAUUAAAAAGGCUGACGAACAGAUGGAUUCAAUGGCACAUUCUACUGAAAGAAAUACCAGCCCUGUUUCUCUGUGUGCUGUAAAUAGCAUCAAGUCAGACAGUGCAGCCAAGUCUGAGGAAUCCAUCCCUUGUAAAGAGACAAAGCUUCCUGAAGUUUCUCUAUUAAAAAUUUUUAAAUUAAACAAGUCUGAAUGGCCUUUUGUUGUGCUGGGGACACUGGCUUCUGUUCUAAAUGGAACUGUUCAUCCAGUAUUUUCUGUCAUCUUUGCAAAAAUCAUAACUAUGUUUGAAGAUGUUAACAAACCCACAUUAAAACAUGAUGCAGAAAUUUAUUCCAUGAUAUUUGUCAUUUUGGGAAUUAUUUGCUUUAUCAGUUACUUCAUGCAGGGUUUGUUUUAUGGCAAAGCAGGGGAAAUUUUAACCAUGAGAUUAAGACGUUUGGCAUUCAGAGCCAUGUUAUAUCAGGAUGUUGCCUGGUUUGAUGAUAAAGAAAACAACACAGGAGCCUUAACAACAACAUUAGCCACAGAUAUAGCACAAAUUCAAGGGGCAACAAGUUCAAGGGUUGGUGUCUUAACACAAAAUGCAACUAACAUGGGACUGUCGGUUAUCAUCUCCCUUACAUACGGAUGGGAGAUGACACUCUUGAUUCUGAUCAUUGCUCCAGUGCUUGCUCUCACAGGAAUGACUGAAACUGCAGCAGUGACUGGAUUUGCCAAGAAGGAUAAGCAGGAACUCAAGCGUGCCGGAAAGAUAGCAACUGAAGCUGUGGAGAACAUACGUACUACAGUGUCACUAACAAGAGAAAAAGUCUUUGAGCAAAUGUACGGGGAGACGCUCCAGAGCCAGCACAGAAAUACCUUGAAGAAAGCACAGAUCAUUGGAAGCUGUUACGCAUUCAGCCAUGCCUUUGUAUAUUUCGCCUAUGCAGCAGGAUUUCAGUUUGGAGCCUAUUUAAUUCAAGCUGGACGGAUGACACCGGAGGGCAUGUUCGUAGUUUUUACUGCAAUUGCUUAUGGAGCUAUGGCCAUUGGAGAAACACUUGUUUUGGCACCUGAGUAUUCCAAGGCCAAAUCUGGGGCUGCACAUCUGUUUGCUUUGUUGGGAAAGAAACCAACUAUAGACAGCCAGAGUGAAAAAGGGAAAAAACCAGACACAUGUGAAGGGAAUUUAGAGUUUCGAGAAGUCUCUUUCUUCUAUCCAUGCCGCCCAGAUGUUUUUAUCCUUCAUGGCUUAUCCCUCAGUAUUGAGAAAGGGAAGACAGUCGCAUUUGUCGGGAGCAGCGGCUGUGGAAAAAGCACUUCUAUUCAACUUCUACAGAGAUUUUAUGAUCCUGUGAAAGGACAAGUACUGUUUGAUGGUGUAGAUGCAAAAGAAUUGAAUGUACGGUGGCUCCGUUCCCAAAUAGCCAUCGUUUCUCAAGAGCCUGUGCUGUUCAACUGUAGCAUCGCUGAGAACAUUGCCUAUGGUGAUAACAGCCGCGUGGUGUCCUUAGAUGAGAUCAAAGAAGUCGCAAAUGCAGCAAAUAUCCACUCUUUCAUUGACAGUCUCCCCGAGAAAUACAACACAAAAGUGGGACUGAAAGGAGCACAGCUUUCUGGUGGCCAGAAACAAAGACUAGCUAUUGCAAGGGCUCUUCUACGGAAACCAAAAAUUUUACUAUUGGAUGAGGCCACUUCAGCCCUUGAUAAUGAGAGUGAAAAGGCAGUUCAGCAUGCCCUUGAUAAAGCCCGGAGAGGGAGGACAUGCCUAGUGGUGGCUCACAGACUCUCCACAAUACAGAAUGCAGAUCUGAUUGUGGUUCUGCACAAUGGAAAAAUAAAAGAACAAGGAACUCAUCAGGAGCUCCUGAGAAAUCAGGAUGUAUACUUUAAAUUAGUAAAUGCACAGUCAGUGCGCUGA